AGGGUGGGGCUUGGGAAACACCCCCAUCAAGGUGACAUUGUAGGUGGAUUAGUGGACGAAGCCACCUGUCGCAUGCUUACAGCUGUGUACUGGACUCUGGUGUGUGAUCACUUUUAUGAUGUCAUUUAUUGACUCGGAGAGACUGUGCAGAUAUUUUCCUUUACAGGCGCGUAUGGGCUGCCGCUGCGCAGCUGGACGCGUUGCUAAGUUUCUUGCAAGGAGGGGAUCGCCCUUCUUAAACUUUUCAUAGUUACUCUUGGGGUUAUUUUGAAUGCGCAUUACCUACAUAUCUCAAUGCUGGAGCGGCCAGUGCCACACAGAAGAAUGGACGGCUUUAGAAGAGUUGCUUUUCGCAAAAAACCACGAGGUCUGGAAACUGCGGAGCUAGAAGAAGAAGAGAAGAAAGGUGAAACUGGCUGUUUCCAGUCCAAGAACGCUGACGAGGAUGCGUGCGUAGCGGUGAAAAUCGAACACUCCAGAGCUCUAGGUAGUGGUCUGUCGCGUGAACACAGUAACCCGCCCAGUGUGCAGGAGUGUCUGAGUCGGGCGGGUGGUGGGAAGAGUGAGAAGAGCAGGAGAGGGGUCAAUGGAAGAGGCCCCAGCAGCAGACCUCAGCUGCCGACUAAACCACAAGUGCCUCCAAAGCCAGCACACCUCCAGAGCCCGGUGACAGAGCUCUCGUCCCCGCUGAGCCACAUCCAGAAACCACUGCUUAGAUCGGGCAUGGAGGAGGGAGGGGGAGGAAGAGGGGCUGUGAACCGGGAGAGAGCCAGAGAGAAACACUCCAAAGUCUCAGACCUCAUCAGCCGCUUUGAGGAGAACAGCAACACAGAGAACAAGAGAGACGUUUCACCGCUAAAGAUCAGCAAGUCGUCCAACUGCAGCCCAGCUCACCACGCCUACCAGAAGCAGACAGACACUGGCAGGAUUCAGGAGAACCGGUCGGCCGCAGAUUUGGGCUCAGCACCGGCCGAGCCACAGGAUGCUCGCAAGCCGGCAGCUAACGGGGUGCUAGCACAGAUGGAGCAGGACAAGGAGAAGGAGGAUAAAAAGGAGGGGAACGAUGAAAGUGUGAGGAUAGAGACUGCUGGGCUGGUGAAUGGAGAUAUGGGGGACGGGAGCACAGAACAGAGUGAUGAUCAUUCACCUCCACACACAGGCAGGACUGGUACAGAAAGCCACAUGGAGAAUGAGGACAGUGGAACUAAAACAGAGAGUGAACACAGAAAUGAAGAAGGGAGCACAGACCAAAAGGAGACAAAUGAACAGAAGCUGUUUAAGAUCGCCAGCGAGCUCUUGCAGACAGAGAAGGCCUAUGUAGCGCGUCUGAACCUGCUUGACCAGGAAUUCUGUGCUAAGCUAAUGGAGGAGGCAAACAAAGGAACAUUCCCAGUGGAUGUGGUGAAGAACAUCUUCUCCAACAUCUCCUCCAUCAACGCCUUUCACAGCCAGUUCCUGCUUCCAGAUUUGGAGAAACGUAUGGGAGAAUGGGAGUCCACACCCCGGAUCGGAGACAUCCUGCAGAAACUCACACCCUUCCUCAAGAUGUACGCAGAGUACGUGAAGAAUUUUGACAAGGCCAUGGAGGUGCUGAAACAGUGGACCGACCGCUCGCCUCAAUUCAAGGCCAUCAUUCAGGAGAUACAGAGUCAAGAGGCUUGCGGCUGCCUGACGCUUCAGCAUCACAUGUUGGAGCCGGUGCAGAGAGUUCCUCGCUAUGAGAUGCUGCUUAAAGACUAUUUGAAGAAGCUGCCUCAGGACGACCCUGACCGACGAGAUGCAGAAAAAUCGUUAGAAAUUAUUGCCACAGCAGCCACUCACUCCAACAGCGCCAUACGAAAAUCUGAGAAUCUAAAGAAACUCUUGGAGAUAUACGAGAUGGUGGGUGAGGAGGAGGACAUCGUUAACCCCUCUAAUGAGUUCAUCAAAGAGGGCCACAUCCUGAAGCUGGCAGCCAGGAACACCUCCGCUAUGGAGCGAUAUCUCUUUCUGUUCAACAACAUGCUGUUGUACUGCGUGCCCAAAUUCAGCCUGGGAGGGCCCAAGUACACAGUGAGGACACGGAUCGGCAUCGACGGCAUGAAGGUCGUGGAAACAACCAAUGAGGACUACCCUCAUACCUUCCAGGUGUCAGGGAAGGAGAGGAUGCUGGAGCUACAAGCCAGCUCAGAACAGGACAAGGCAGACUGGAUAAAGGCUUUCCAGGAGACCAUCGAGAUCUUCCAGCAAAAAAAUGAGUCAUUCAAGAGUGCGUCUAAAGAUGUGGAGGAAGUAUCGAAUGCAGAGCUGGGGAAGCGUGCCCCGCGUUGGAUCCGCGACAAUGAAGUGACAAUGUGUAUGAAAUGUAAAGAGUCUUUCAAUGCUCUGACACGGCGGAGGCACCACUGCAGAGCCUGUGGCUAUGUGGUGUGCUGGAAAUGCUCAGACAAUAAGGCACCGCUCGAAUAUGACGGCAACAAGCCGAACAAGGUCUGCAAGGACUGCUACUCCAUCCUGGCAGGAAAAGUGGUGACUGAGGAGGGCAAGAAGAAAGGCAUCCUGGAGAUCGAGGCAGCACAGUUCACAGGCAGCAGCAUCAUGUGUGGCUUCCUGCAGUACUGUGAGAAGAACAAACCCUGGCAGAAGGUGUGGUGCGUCAUCCCUGAGAAGGAGUGUCUGGUGCUAUACCUCUACGGCGCUCCGCAGGACGUGAAGGCCCAGAGUACCGUCCCUCUCCUGGGUUAUUCUGUGGAUGACACUGCCCGGCCCACGGACCCUCCAGCCAGCUUCCGCCUCACCCAGUCCAAGUCUGUCCACAACUUUGCUGCUGAAACCGAGGAGCUUAAGCAGCGCUGGCUGAAAGUGAUUCGAGUGGCAGUGACCGGGGAAGUGCCAGAAUGCCCUCAGCCCAACGGCAGCAACAUGAUGGACAACAACAACACACAAGACGCGGGUACUGAUAGCACAUAAGGGUGCGUUUUCUACAAGCAACCAGCUCUCUGACUUCUUUUUUUUUUUUUUUUUUUACAAGCAAACUGCUAUUGGAUUGCUCAAGAAAGACAGGAUGUGCAGAUGUGUACUGCACAAACACAAUACAAAUGCACACUCUCUAUGCUGUCCUUGAAACUGAAAGACUAAAUGGAAAAAUCAGUGCUGGAUAAGCUGCUUUUUCUUGCCACUAUCCUAUUUCCCACUAUAUUCUUGGAUUUUCUCAUAAACUCAUCAGCAGCUGUGCUGGAUUACUAAAGGACAUGUCUGGUACAAUCAACACUAGAGCAUAGGGGCCUCAGGAUUGUUUCCAUGUCCCUCAGACAGGCAUUUUUAAGGACAGCUCAAAACCGUCUUCAUGAACUCUUUCUGUGUCAACUCCACUUGAGCCAGUGCACUACCACAGACUUACAGAGUGCCCUAAAGCAGGAUGUGAAUCAAAGCAAAAGGAGGGACUAAAAUAAGUCUGCUGGUGCUGUAACUCAGCUCUGUGUAACUGUACAGUAUAAAUGUUUUUUUUUCUUUACAAAAAGGAAGAAUUGUGUUUUUAUGCACAAAAAAUCAGAUUCAAACCCUGCUAAGUAUGAUAUAAAGUAUUUACAGUAUUUCCUCAUUUCUUUGCUUGAGAAGAGGGCUCCCGAACUGCCAAAAAGAGCAUGUGGUUGAAUGUACAUCCUCUUGUCCCUCAACGUGGAUGUACGUUGGCUGAUCUGUCUGCCUGCUUGCAAGUGGUAGUAGCUGUACUAGAGAGCGCGUUUUCUGUUACGCUAAAGGAACUAAUUUGCAAAUCAACUAGUUUUAUCUUCACACAGCCAGCUGACAGUAGAGUAGGUUGAGCCUAAAUUACCAGCUUCAUAAUGGCCUGUAGGGAUAAAUCCCCUCUGGCGGUAUAUAUGUUAUUUUAUAUCACAAUACCAAUAUAUAUCCUGAUGCAGUAAAUUCCCUGGAAAUACAAUUGAGGAUCCAUUUGGUCCAUUGGGUCCUACAAAUCCCAUAAUGCAACUCAAUAGCUUCUUUCAUAAGACCUUUCCUGCUUGUAAAAUCCUGUAUCAAACCUCACACCCCCACUUUAUAACACAGGUUUUGUAUCAAAUAUUUGAAGUCUCAUCCUAACUCAAGAUAACCUGGAUGACAUCACUGUGACAUCACCGGGAUGUUCUCAAGUCUUAAGGUUCCCAGCAGAGAUGCAGAAGACAUUAUACAAUGUUUUCACUGGUUGAACAGUACUGUCCUUGACCUUUAUGUGUAAAAUUGGUGGUAUAGCUACAUUGGUAAAAACAUUAGUCAAAUCUUUACCAGGUAAUAAAUCCUUUGGCCCGCACAGUGCUGUUUGUAUUAAAAUGGCAGAUUGCAAUCCUGUGUAUUCUUAUGUGAUAUAAUAACUGAUGGAUGAUGGUAAAUGCCUUGCCUGACUAAAGGUCAGACAAGGCAUGGACCACAAUUCAUUUGGAGAGAUGUGCAGGGAUCAUCAGUGUCUUUGUGUGGCAAGGUUUUCUAUUUAGAUGCAAAUGCAGCACAAUCACAGAAAAUAUAGCAAGCUGGUGCAAGAAUUGUAAAUGCUGUAAGUAAUUUUAUUAUUUAAAGUAAUUUAUAGAGUAUGACAAGCAUGAUCUGUUCAAAAGUAGCACAAAAUUUGUUCCCUCACUGUCAGCUAUGAAGUGCGGAAGGUUUUUCGGAGAGGUUUUUCCACUAACUUGUUUAACUUGUCACCUCUGGUUCUCCAGUGUGACAGCGACCAGUCAUAGUGCUGGACGGACUGUUGGGGGGGGUGGGUGGGAAAUGUGCCUAUAUUUUCUGCAGUGAGUGUGUUCAUUCACAGCGUUCCCCCUGUGAUCGAUGCUGGUGCUCACCCGAGUCUCAACCCUCAUAACUAAGUAUUAAAAUAAAAAAAAGAAACAAAAGCACAAAACGUUCCUGUCUGUAAGAUCUGAAUGUAUACCCAGAUUUUUGUGUCUUUUCAUCCCCUCCCCAAAGUUUUGAGAAUCUACGCACUUUACAGUCUUAUAAAGUGUAAAACAAGAUUAAACAUUAUUUAUGUGGAUCUAGCUUGUUUCGUAAUGUUAUUUUAACAGUUUCCAUCAAAGCAAGUUAAAACACUUCUCGUCACUUUGUUGACGCUACUUUCACAAAGUCUUUUUUUUUGGUUCCUUGUUUUGCUUCUCCUGAUACAACCAUUUUCACUAUGAGUCACCCCAGACAUGCAUGUAAAAAUAGGCGAAGUUAGUAGUUGCCAUUUGUCAGAAGUGGUUGAAACUCUGGAGACCUAGGUGAUACAUGACACCCUUAAAUAUGAUGCCUAUAGCUAGUCUGAAAAACAAAAAUACCAUCAAAGAGUAAUGUCGUAAUGGA
Thunnus maccoyii (southern bluefin tuna) is the source of this 5316-nucleotide messenger RNA. It is a transcript of the gene fgd4a, whose product is annotated as FYVE, RhoGEF and PH domain containing 4a. The transcript is spliced from 19 exons. Gene Ontology annotation, biological process: filopodium assembly; cytoskeleton organization. The record is from RefSeq and is a predicted model, not a curated record. Gene Ontology annotation, cellular component: cytoplasm. Gene Ontology annotation, molecular function: guanyl-nucleotide exchange factor activity; metal ion binding. Bases 295 to 2949 code for a protein of 884 amino acids. NCBI's taxonomy places the organism in Eukaryota, Metazoa, Chordata, Actinopteri, Scombriformes, Scombridae.